UGAACUCCGGUCCUGUCCCGCAUCGCUGGGUAAAAAUGGCUGAAGUUGAUUUCGGGGAUAGUGAGCUCUUUCAGCAGCUUGAUGACUCCCCACUGCCCGUCCCGACGCAUAUUCGCUUCACGAGUGAUGAGGAGGAGCAGGAGGAGACCAGGAGCAGACUGGAGGAGUGUGACGAGCACAUCCAGAGACUCACUGAAGAGAAUAAAGGGUUGAGAAGACAGCUGAACAUCCUGACACGACCAAGCGGCAUCAGCAUCGAAGAUGACGACAUCGAUGGGCCAGCUCUUCAAAUCCUUUAUACCAACAACACGAUUUCAAAGCUGUGUCGUCAAGAAAUUGAAGAUUGCAUUUACAGUGUGCUUUUGAAGCACCAGAAACCAAGCAAUGAAAAGAAAAACUCUGUCUUUCAAGUUAAACCUCAGAACUCAGCAUUCGCUAUGGAUGAAGAUCUGCCGAAGUCCUCUUCCAGUUGCAUCAAAACAACAACUGAAGCAUUUAAAGUGGUUGGAAGUGUCCUAUAUUUUACUACAUUCAGUGUUGAUAGACUUGGACAGCCUCUGGUGAAUGAAAACCCCCAGCAAACAGAUGGUUGGGACAUUCCAACCUAUCACCAAGUUUUCAACCAAGUCAUUGGCACUGAUGGACAGGAUAUAGAAAUGAAAGACAAAAGACCCAAAUCAAUGUGUUUCAACUGUGGUGUGAGUGGUCAUCAGCUGAGGGACUGUCCCAAGCCAAAAGACAUGGCUGCAAUAAAUGAGAGAAGAAAGGAGUUUAAUCAGAACAGCAACCAGUCCAUGCAGAGUAACCAGCGGUACCACGCUGAUGAAGUGGAGGAGCGGUUUGCUAAAUACAAGCCGGGAGUCAUGAGUGAGGAGCUAUUGACAGCCCUGGGACUUGAUGACAACACCCUCCCUCCUCUGAUUUAUCGCAUGAGGCAGCUAGGCUACCCACCAGGUUGGCUCAAAGAGGCAGAGAUGGAAAACUCUGGCUUAACAAUGUAUGAUGGAAAAGCUCCAAAUGAUGGUAAUUUAACAGAUAAUACCAAUUCACAAAACAUCUCUUAUGAUGUUUCCAAGCUGGUCGAAUUCCCAGGCUUCAAUGUACCUGCAUCAGAACAAAUGAAAGAUGAAUUCAUGCAGUAUGGUUCAGUUCCAAUGCAGACCAACCACUUGAAGCAAAACUAUGGAGCCUACCUGUCUAAGAACUUCCCUAAGUCUGGUGCCACCUCCAACAAGAGAAGGCAUGAAUCUGAGUCAUCUCCACAGCAAAGGAAGAAGACAAGGUCCAGUCCUGAUCGGAACUCCGAUAGGAGCUCGGAUAUGGAUAUUGAAUCAGACCCAGGAACACCGUAUAAUCCUGGCCAAGAUAAUUUCCAGUUCCAGCCUCCACUGCCCCCUGGUUCCCCUUGCUUCAGUUCACCGCCUCCUUUACCCAGGGGCACUCCUCCUGCUACACCCACUCCCCCACCUCUCCCUAAAGGUACACCUCCUCCCACACCCACUAACGGCUCCCCAGCUCUGCGGAGGCAUAAAUGCUUAGUCGUUGAUGACACUGAGGACGGAACAGAGGAUGAAUUAACGUUGGAGGAACUAGAAGAGCAGCAGAGGCUGAUUUGGGCAGCUCUAGAAAAUGCUGACACUGCCACUAAUAGCGACUGUGAGACACCUGCAGCGGGCACACCUUUAACCAGUUCACCAAGUGUGCCCACACCUGCUUAUGUCUCCACCCAAACGGAGGUAGUUGAAGAAGCGAUGGACACAACAAGGCCUGCAGAAACCUGCCACGGAAGUAAAAAUCAAGAGAUUCGCUCCACGAGACCAGAACCAAUCAAAGCCCAAGAAGGCAGCCCUCAGAGUCCUGGUCCAAUUAAAGCCCAAGAUGACAGCCCUCAGAGUCCUGGUCCAAUUAAAGCCCAAGAUGACAGCCCUCAGAGUCCUGGUCCAGUCAAAGCCCAAGAUGUCAGCCCUCAGAGUCCUGGUCCAGUCAAAGCCCAAGAUGUCAGCCCUCAGAGUCCUGGUCCAGUCAAAGCCCAGGAUGUCAGCCCUCAGAGUCCUGGUCCAGUCAAAGCCCAGGAUGUCAGCCCUCAGAGUCCUGGUCCAGUCAAAGCCCAGGAUGUCAGCCCUCAGAGUCCUGGUCCAGUCAAAGCCCAGGAUGUCAGCCCUCAGAGUCCUGAUCCAGUCAAAGCCCAGGAUGUCAUUCCUCAGAGUCCUGAUCCAGUCAAAGCCCAGGAUGUCAUUCCUCAGAGUCCUGGUCCAGUCAAAUGCAAGGAAGACAACCCUCAGAGCCCUGAUCCAGAUUUCUCUAAUGACGAGAGGAUAAAAGCUGUUCCUCACAGGAGCAAGUUUGCAGCUGGCAUUGUUCAAUUCGAAGAUACACCAGAGUUCACUGAGGUUGCAGAAGCCACAGGGACAUACCUUAGGAUCAGAGACUUGCUUAAAAGUUCCCCUCGAAGUUUGUCGAAGAAAAAAUAAAAAUGUACUCUCUCCGUUUGGAACACAAGGAUACAUGGACAUUUUUUAAACUCAAACUUCUAUUUUCAUUUUCAUGACCAUCCCAUCCAGCAUGUUUUUAGCUGUUUUAUCAUUUUGUACCAAGUUGAAUGUCUACGCUGUGUAUAUACACAUUUGAUCUGUAAACAUACCGAGAGGGAUGGGCAUUUAGGGAUGCUGCAACAGCAAUGGCAAGUUUGUAGGUUUGACCAAUUAGUCUGAUUUUCUUUUUUGUAGCAGUUGUUACUUAUGCUAUUCAUUUUAUUGUAAAAUUUGUAAAAUGGUCAUUUCCCCGACCUGUAUUAAUAUCAUGAUUUUUAAAUGGCUUUUUUUAUUUUUUGUCUCACUCAAAAUGCUCUUAAAUCUUUGAGUAAAAAUGCUUUCCCUUGCUUCAGUGAAUUAUUUUGUCUGGCAGCCAUGGAUCGAUGUGGAUUUGAUUUAUUUUUGCUUUAUGUUGACAGCACACAUGGCAAAAUAUGUGAGCUAGCAGUGUAUAGUUGAUUGUAAGCCAUCUUUAUCAGAGCUUAGUGGAAAAAGUUCACCUUCUGUUGCACAUUGCAAAUGCAAUUGCAUAUAAUUGGGACUGUAAUUUGCAUUUUGUUCCUAUGACAACUGGCAAGAGGCCCCGGGAUAGACCCAGAACACGCUGGAGGGAUUACAUAUCUCGUCUGGCCUGGGAACGCCUCGGGGUCCCCCAGGAGGAGCUUGGGAGAAGGACGUCUGGAGGACCCUCCUUAGCUUGCUGCCCCGGCCCCGGAUAAGCGGAGGAAGAGGGAUGGAUGACAUUACAAAGCUUGGUCUACAUGUUGUCUUUAUUCAUUCACUAUUUAUCAAAUAGAUUCAUAUCACAGUUGUAAUAAAGUUCAUUCCCCCCUUUGAAACUGAUCUGCCAGCAAAAAGGCAUCAUAAAAUGGUCAAAUACAGAUUUGACACAACUUUAAAGAAGCAAUGUGUAAAGCGGAAGAGACUGUGUCAACCCCUCCCUUCCACUAGGGGUCUGUGUCAUGUUUGCUGGCUCUUCCGUCUUUCAGGGUGUUGAUCGUCAGCUGAUGAGCCCCACCUGAGUCUGGUGUCGUUCCAGCUUAAAAGUAUUUCCACCUGAACAUUGACAGCCUUUUUCUUUGGCUGACAUGGCUGAUGUUCAGUUUUGUUUGUUCCAUACAUUUUUACACAUACUGACAUUAC
Molecule: messenger RNA, 3674 nt
Organism: Anoplopoma fimbria (sablefish)
Lineage: Eukaryota; Metazoa; Chordata; Actinopteri; Perciformes; Anoplopomatidae
Gene: zcchc8
Product: zinc finger, CCHC domain containing 8
Exons: 14
Coding region: 36-2471 (811 amino acids)
Cellular component (GO): catalytic step 2 spliceosome
Molecular function (GO): RNA binding; zinc ion binding
Source: RefSeq, a predicted model, not a curated record